UGAACAUGACGGUUGGAUAGGAAGAUUAACACAACCACUUCACUUCGUCUUCCCUCACCCAUACUUUAAAAGUUUACAGGACUGAGACUAUUGUUGUACCAUGGCUAUAAGUGUGAGGUGUAGGUGGCAGGUGUUGGUAGUGGUGAUGGCUGUGGCUCGCUGGGUACUGCCCAUGGUAGGGGCCCAUCCCCGUGUCGUCCAAAUGAUGCAAGACGUUAUCACUCACAAGAAGUGGGAUUAUGUGACUCUCCUCUACACCAACAACAACCAUACCAUGACGACGAUAGAGGCAUCAGAGGUGCUGGCUGGGCUGGUUAGCUCCAUGUCUGCCGCCAUCAUAUACCUCCCCAACCUGCAGCAACUCUCCCUCGGCUUCACAUACAGCGGUGGUGAUACAUGGACCAACAUAAACAUACGACAGCCUCACUACAGAGCACAGUUCAUCACCAUCUGGGACAAUGAAGGACACGCAGCUGCCUUCAUGAACAAGGCUGGCCAUCUGGGACUGUUUACCCAGCAGCAGGAGUGGCUUAUCCUCCUGCCUCACAACACAACAAUUUAUGACAUGGAAAAUCUUCUCAAAGACGCCGAAAUCUUUAUUGAUAGCGAGGUACUAGUGUGCAGUUAUGACAGCAAAAUGGAGUCCUUCAUAUUAAGGGAAGUGUGGCGUGGGGGGCGGGGCCAGCCCUUCCAAGAGGGCUCCUGGGGUAUGUGGUCAGAAGAAAAGGGACUGGUCACAGCACCAAUGAACAACAAGUAUGAGCGACGCAAGGAUCUAAGGGGCUUUCAUCUACGUGUUGCCACCAUUGUGACUAUGCCGUAUGAGAGCCUUGUGGCAGACCAGCAGCUGCAGAAUUUCCGAGAGGGUUAUGUGGUAGAUGUGUGGCACACACUACAAGAGCAACUCAACUUUACGUACACCGCAACCAACACACUGUUUGGAUCACUACAACCUGAUGGUGUAACUUGGAAUGGUAUGGUGGGAAUGCUUCAGACUGAUGACGCUGAUGUGGCCGUGGCGCCGCUCUCCAUCACCAAGAUCCGCUCCAUAUCUAUUGACUUCACCAUACCAAUACAGAUAGUCAGUACACGUCUGUACAUCCGUCGGCCGAUACUGGAAGGUACUUGGACACUCUAUGGCCAGCCUUUUGGCGGGUACCUGUGGAUGUGUAUUCCUGUCUCCAUUGUGGUGUGUGCGGGAAUGUUAUGGGGGCUGAACUGGUUAACUGUGUACCUGAAGGUGAAUGACCACAUCAUCCUGCCCCUCGAAGCUCUUUGGAUCAUGUUCUCUGGCCUGGUGCAGCAGUCGACAGUCAUUGACCCUCGUCCUGUGUCUGGUAAAAUUGUCUUCUUCUCGGGGAUGUGGAUGGGUAUGAUUCUAUUAACGUGCUACUCGGCCAUCCUGGUGUCCAUCCUCACCACUCGCCAGCCAAAACUCCCCUUCAAAGACUUCCAAGCACUGCUCGACAACCCCGACUGGAACUUGGGUGUCCGUACUAACACUGCUCUUGCCGACUCUCUUGCCCUGGCUCCACCAAAUUCACCGAUGAGACUGUCGUGGGAGCACAUUGUAGGGAAGGACCCGGCCAACAAUCUUCCCUCCAAUAAUGAUGAUGCUCUAACAAAUGUUCUUAAAGGGAAGUACGCAUUUUUUGCCAACAAGGAGUACAUCAUCUACCGGCUGCAGCGCAAACUACCUCUGAAACAGGCAAUGGACAUAGUGGAUACCAACACCGACUUUCUCAAACGAGGCAUUGGAUUUGGGCUUCAGAAAGAAUCACCGUACAAAAACCUAUUUAAUUAUGUGUUAACAAAGAUGACUCAGAAGGGCCAUUUGAAUCGCCUCAAGAGAAAAUGGUGGCCCAACAUAGACCGCAACCCUGAUCCCCACUACCCAACGCCUGGAUUUAAUGAGGUAUUUACUUUGUUCAUCAUCUUGGGUGCUGGCACCAUCUUGGCAGUGGUCUUCCUAAUGUGUGAAUGGUUCAUAUACUCAAAAUCAAGGAGAGUAAUCAGUUGGUCAUAAAGCCAUACAAUGAAAAGUGAGUCUUCCAAGGAACAGUAAUAUGUUUUAGAAGAGGACGAUUAAUUUGGUGUCCCAGAGCACGACGUCCUUCACAAACGAGGGAAUCUCAACUUGACCAACAUUACUACACAAUUACAGUCCUGUACUUCCAAGAUGGAGGUCACAACAUUAAGCACACAAUCACUACACCGAAGACUUUAUCCAGCAUAGACACAGAGCGCAAGUAGUAGCGACCCUCACCAAGACAACGAUGCACGUUAUAGUUUAAUGUUGCACAACCAAUCAGCACACAGUGACCUAGAGCUCUCAGGUGAAUCAUUUUUACGAUACCAGGUAGUUGAGAGUCACCGUUCAGUACCACAAUGAACAUAUACGAUUGUUUGGUUACCUUUGUUAAUAGUUAUGUAUAGAAUAAAGAUGCCUGCCAA
Molecule: messenger RNA, 2454 nt
Organism: Homarus americanus (American lobster)
Lineage: Eukaryota; Metazoa; Arthropoda; Malacostraca; Decapoda; Nephropidae
Product: glutamate receptor ionotropic, delta-1-like
Exons: 16
Coding region: 101-2026 (641 amino acids)
Biological process (GO): modulation of chemical synaptic transmission; synaptic transmission, glutamatergic
Cellular component (GO): postsynaptic membrane; plasma membrane; dendritic spine
Molecular function (GO): AMPA glutamate receptor activity; transmitter-gated monoatomic ion channel activity involved in regulation of postsynaptic membrane potential
Source: RefSeq, a predicted model, not a curated record